Cylicostephanus goldi is the source of this 998-nucleotide messenger RNA. Lineage: Eukaryota; Metazoa; Nematoda; Chromadorea; Rhabditida; Strongylidae. The record is from the annotation of a GenBank genome assembly.
AUGAGAUCUAAAAUCCUUCCUGUUGCGGAAGACCGAGAAAUACGCCUUGCAAUGGAGAAAGUCAUUGAGGAGAGAAGAGCAAAGGCUUCAGGGCAUCAACUAUACAUUGACAAACUGGUGGUUCGCAUGAAACGUAAGUCUCCUGGUGAGCCAUUUUGGUCUGCUGAAGGUCCGCAGUGGUAUCCACCGGCGCUGUUGAAUUUAUUGGGCCCGAUCUUGCUCCUGAAUAUUCCUACGAAGUGGAAAGGACAGCUCCUCGCUUACUAUCUUUUCGACUAUACGAAUUGCAAGAAAGUCAUUGGAGCGAUUCCUGAAUCGCCGUUUGUUCUCCUCGAUGAUGUCACCAAACAAAUGCAUGGUUUACUGGGUAUGAACAAAGAGGAAAUGAUGGGUGUGUAUAAGUUUUGGUGUGCUGAUGCUGGGAAGCCAUUGAGUGAGCGGGAGGAAUUUGAACGAACUUCUCCUCGUAAAUAUAUGUCUGCGGAUGCAGAGAUCAAGCAUCUCAUGAGCAUUCCACGCCCGCUAACUUCGGAAGAGGAAAAUAAGUUGCAGUCCUUAUCCAAUACCGUACGCUAUGGCGAUUUUGUAUGGCAGUGUUAUCUUGCAAAGUGUCGUAGAUUCGAUGAAUUUAAGGAGCUACCUAUUCCGUCCAAUGAGGACAAUGAGUUCAUCUUGGAGUAUGAGCAGCUCAUUCCGGUUGUGCGAAUGCUUCGUAUGACGCGGAAAUACCCCUUCUCAGCCGUGGAAAGACUCCGAAGCCGCUUAAUAGAAGACAAUCCGUUCCUGACGGUAUUCUCUCAAGGAAAAGGCAAGCGACGAUUCCCCUCCAACAAAUUAUCUCGACUCCACCACAAACAUCCAAUGAGGUUUGCCUUUCUCCAUUAUGUCCAAGGUCAUACGACAAAAAUGGGCUCACUUUCCCAACUUUUUUGCACUUUUCUUACUAGCCUUUCAAUGCGCACCUCUGAUGCUAUAAAUGUCGUAGUAGCAGUUUAAGC